CAGAGACUUGGAGUCUUGAAAAGCUCCGAAAAUGAAUCUCAGUAACAAAUAUACCAUGAUAAUGUUUCCGAGCUUUCUAUUUCUUGUGGGAUUGUUUUUUCGCAUGGUUCAAGGCGAUGUCCAUUUCUAUGACUUUUUGCUGACAGAGAAAAACUUCACACGGCUGUGCUCCACAAAAAGCAUGUUAGUUGUAAAUGGCAGUUUUCCAGGGCCAGUUAUACGGGUUACCAAAGGGGACACCGUGUAUGUUAAUGUUCACAACCAAGGAUAUUAUGGGGUGACCAUUCACUGGCAUGGUGUUAAGAACCCAAGAAAUCCUUGGUCGGAUGGCCCGGAGUACGUCACACAAUGUCCCAUUCAACCAGGAUCAAACUUCACCUACGAAGUCAUAUUUUCUGACGAGGAAGGAACCAUCUGGUGGCAUGCUCACAGCGAGUGGACACGUGCCAGUGUUCAUGGUGCCAUAGUUGUCUUGCCUGUUAAUGGAACUACUCGUCCAUUUCCCGAGCCAGACGAAGAAGAGAUCCUUGUGCUUGGGUCCUGGUACAUUGACGAUUUACACGUCGUGGUUGAUACGGACCUUAAAACUGGUGAUGACUUGCCGCAUUCAGAUGCUUUCACCAUAAACGGUGAACCUGGAGAUUUUUGUGCAUGCUCCAAAGAAACAACAUACCGUUGGAUGGUUAGUUACGGCAAGACCUAUCUUCUUCGUGUAAUCAAUGCAGAUAUUAAUGCAGAACUCUUCCUUGCAAUCGCCCAACACAACCUCACAGUUGUUGGAAUGGAUGGGCAUUAUAUCAAACCAAUAGUCACCAAUUACAUUUUUAUAAGCCCGGGACAAACAAUGGAUAUCUUACUCACAACCAAUCAGUCUCUUGGGCACUAUUAUAUCGCUGCUCGACAAUUCUGGAGCCAAAAUCCCGGAGUUACAAAUUUCGACCACGUCAAUGCCACCGCAAUCCUCCAAUACAAAGGAAACUAUUCUUUCCUAGAAUCUCCUUUGUUUCCUAGUGAGCUUCCUUUUUACAAGGAUUUAAAAUCUUCCUUAAGCUUUACAAGUAGUAUUCGGAGCUUAGCAAGCGAAGAUCACCCCGUAAACGUCCCCUUAAACAUAACUACCCGAAUGUUUAUAACACUUUCAAUGAGCGACCUGCCCUGUGAAAACACUACAUGUGAGGAGGCAGGAGAUCGAUAUGGCUAUCUGUUCGCUACAAGUGUGAAUAAUAUAAGUUGGGUUAAUCCUACAAGUACUGAUAUACUGCUCGCAUACUACAGGAACAUUAGUGGGGUUUAUACUACAGAUUUCCCAGACGAGCCCCCUUCUUAUUUUAACUUUACAUCUGAUGACACUGAAGAUUAUAGUGGAGUAACAAAGCAAGGCACUAAGGUGAAAGUGUUGAAUUAUAAUGAAGCAGUAGAGAUACUUUUUCAGGAUACCAACUUGAUCGGAGGUGGGGCAAAUCAUCCGAUGCAUUUUCAUGGGUAUAGCUUCUUCGUGGUUGGAAUGGGUUCUGGGAAUUUUGACAACAAAACCGACCCAAAAGGAUUUAAUUUAGUUGAUCCACCUGAAGUGAAUACCUUUGCUGUUCCUAGGAAUGGAUGGCUUGCCAUCAGAUUUCUAGCAAAAAAUCCUGGUGUGUGGUUUUGGCAUUGCCAUUUGGAGCGACAUUUUUCUUGGGGCAUGAAUGCUGCUUUUAUUGUAAAAAAUGGAGAUACUGCUGAGACAAGUAUCCUCCAACCCCCUGCUAACAUGCCUCCUUGUAGAGUUCCAUUCAGAUCUUGGCUCCAAAAUAGUGAUGAUUCGGAUGAAAAAGAAAAAGAAUCAAGUUUGAUCUAAAUGCCACCAUGCACUGGUGCGUGAGAUCCACUCCCUGAAGCAUGUGUCCCACGCGCCGGUCAGCAUGUUCCACUCUCUGUGCCCCAGCUGCUGCUACUGUUUGGUAAUUGUUUUGUUGUGUUUUUUUUUUUUUUAAUUUUCUUUUGUGUUUUAGUCACUUUUUAUUUUGGGUUUUUGUACCCCUGUAUUUUCUUAGUCAGAUCCCGUUGUGGAGACUUUUAAUUCGAUCUUUGUGUUGGUUGGUAGCUAUCAAACCAAUUAUUAAAAAUAAGGAAUUUUGGUUUUGCAA
Messenger RNA from Alnus glutinosa, 2126 nucleotides. RefSeq names its product putative laccase-9. The record is from RefSeq and is a predicted model, not a curated record. Bases 32 to 1837 code for a protein of 601 amino acids. The transcript is spliced from 7 exons. NCBI's taxonomy places the organism in Eukaryota, Viridiplantae, Streptophyta, Magnoliopsida, Fagales, Betulaceae. Gene Ontology annotation, biological process: lignin catabolic process. Gene Ontology annotation, cellular component: apoplast. Gene Ontology annotation, molecular function: hydroquinone:oxygen oxidoreductase activity; copper ion binding.